Molecule: messenger RNA, 693 nt
Organism: Zalophus californianus (California sea lion)
Lineage: Eukaryota; Metazoa; Chordata; Mammalia; Carnivora; Otariidae
Product: histone H2A type 1-H-like
Exons: 2
Coding region: 1-555 (184 amino acids)
Cellular component (GO): nucleosome
Molecular function (GO): structural constituent of chromatin; protein heterodimerization activity; DNA binding
Source: RefSeq, a predicted model, not a curated record
AUGGCUGCCGAACACCUCCGAAGCGGCCGCUUACUGGCACUUAAGGAGGCCAAGUGCUCCAAUCAAAUAGCAACUCACAACCUACCAUUAGAAUAUAUAAAGGCCGGGCACCUGACCCAACGGAAAUUUUCUCCGUUAUUACACAUAUGUUCCCGAGCUAUCUCAGAACGCGGCAAGCAAGGCGGCGAGGCUCGCGCCAACGCCAAGACGCGCUCGUCGCGCGCCGGCCUGCAGUUCCCGGUGGGCCGCGUCCACCGCCUGCUCCGCAAGGGCAACUACGCCGAGCGGGUCGGGGCCGGCGCGCCCGUGUACCUGGCGGCCGUGCUCGAGUACCUGACGGCCGAGAUCCUGGAGCUGGCGGGCAACGCGGCGCGCGACAACAAGAAGACGCGCAUCAUCCCGCGCCACCUGCAGCUGGCCAUCCGCAACGACGAGGAGCUCAACAAGCUGCUGGGCCGCGUGACCAUCGCGCAGGGCGGCGUCCUGCCCAACAUCCAGGCCGUGCUGCUGCCCAAGAAGACCGAGAGCCACCGUCAUAAAGUCCAGUGCAAAUAACACCUCACAAGCGGUAAAGCUUAGCGAGUGAAAACAAACCCAAAAUGAACCCAAGGCUCUUUUCAGAGCCACUCAUAUUUUCUGAGAAAGAGCUUAGAUUUACAAAAAAGUUAUAAAGAACAGUAAUGGAUUCACCUG